GACAGACACUACCACAUCUCAACAUGUACAAGCUGGUGAUCUUCGCCCUCCUCGUAGCCGUCGCUUCGGCCGGUAUAAUUGGCGCUCCCGCCAUCGCAACCAUUCCUGCAGCCGCCCCCAUUGCGACUUAUGCUGCCACCCCAUAUUUGCGCACCGCUCCCAUCUUGGCUGCCCCAGCUCUAGCACCCGCACCCUUGGCAGUCGCCGCGCCUCUGUCACUAGGCGCCCCAUUUGCUUACGGAGCCCGUGCCAUCAUCCACUAAACAAAACUGAA
Molecule: messenger RNA, 274 nt
Organism: Cryptotermes secundus
Lineage: Eukaryota; Metazoa; Arthropoda; Insecta; Blattodea; Kalotermitidae
Product: cuticle protein LPCP-23-like
Exons: 2
Coding region: 24-263 (79 amino acids)
Source: RefSeq, a predicted model, not a curated record